AUGGCUUUAGAUCUCAGAACGUUCUUUCAAAGUGAACCAUCCAGGAAUGAUUCUGGUUUAGAAAAUCGAGAGUUUGAACCCACCCAAGGACCUGGUGUCCAGAAGGCAGAGGGGAUCUCUGGGCUCCAGGGCACUCCACUCAGUGUAUUUCAGUAUAGAAAUAAUUCAUAUGCAAGGCGGGAACUGCAAAGGCUCCAGAAGUUAUUUCACUUGUGGCUACAGCCAGAGAAACACAGCAAGGAGGAAAUGAUUUCCCAAUUGGUCCUGGAGCAGUUUAUGAUGAAUGAACAGUGCAGAAAUAGGUCUGCUUUGAAAGAGAAAUGGGAUUCAAGUGGCAGAAACCUGCAGAAGUUCCUGGAGGACCUGACUGAUGAUUUCAUGGAGCCACCUGCUUAUGUCCACGUCUGCAUGCAGGGACAGGAAGCCCUCUGUUCUGAGAAUAUGUCCUUAAGAGAUGUCAUUGCUCACCUCACAAAGCAGUUGUCAGCAGAGACUCCAACAGGAGAGAUCAUGGGGACCGUCUUCCAGACUCCCCAAGACCCUCCUGUGCAAACAGGACGAGAAGGAGAAGAUAAAGACGACAACAGGAAACUUUCUUUGAAAACUAUCCAAGUAAAUGACAGUAUCACUAGCCAAGGCAAUGGAGAACCUUUUCUACGGAUUAUCCAGGGAGAGAAUUGUCCCAAAACUGAAGAGGGAGGUGCUUGUUGGGACAACCCAGAAAGCUCCAGAAGAGCAGGGCUAGGCACUUCUGGAUCCCAGGAAGGGGCCUUGGGAGGACCCUCUCAUCAAGAUGUCCCUAUGGAGAUGGAACCAGGAUUUAUCUCCAGGCCAGAUGUGGCCACCCCUGAGCCUGCCCCUGCCCACCAGAGCAAUGAAGGAAAAUUUCCAGGUGGGGGACACCAAGAAAGAUUUUACAAAACCCCAAAACCAUACAGAUGUGGGGACUGUCCCAAAAUCUUUAACUACUUCUCUCAGUUAGAAGCCCACCAGAGAAGACACAGGAACGAGAGGCCGUUUGUUUGUGCUGAGUGCCACAAAGGCUUCUUCCAGACUUCAGACCUGCGCGUGCACCAGAUGAUUCACAGGAGGGAGAAACCCUUCCACUGCAGCAUGUGUGACAAGUCCUUCAGUCACAGAACCAACCUGCGGGCUCACGAGAGAAUCCACACGGGAGAGAAGCCCUAUGUGUGUUCCAUUUGCAGGAAAAGCUACCGCCAGUCAUCCACGUACCACCGCCAUGUGAAGACUCACCAGAAAGUUACCCUCAAAGGCGUUCCCAACACAGCAGAAGGUUCCUAA
Molecule: messenger RNA, 1302 nt
Organism: Loxodonta africana (African savanna elephant)
Lineage: Eukaryota; Metazoa; Chordata; Mammalia; Proboscidea; Elephantidae
Product: zinc finger and SCAN domain-containing protein 4
Exons: 3
Coding region: 1-1302 (433 amino acids)
Biological process (GO): regulation of transcription by RNA polymerase II
Cellular component (GO): chromatin; PcG protein complex; transcription regulator complex
Molecular function (GO): RNA polymerase II cis-regulatory region sequence-specific DNA binding; DNA-binding transcription factor activity, RNA polymerase II-specific
Source: RefSeq, a predicted model, not a curated record